AUGAUGGGUUACGGCUUUAAUGAGGAGCACACUGAGGCAGCCUUGAUCCAUCUCUGUCAUUCUCAGACUCCAACGGCACUCAUCCUAGAUUCCGGUUCGACAGACUCUGGGCCAUCGAAACUAGCACUCGGAACGACCACCUGUCCCAGAUCCGCCUACAAGCGAGACUUCCGCAAAUUGCUCCGUCUUGCCAUCCGUUACAAGGUGCCUAUCCUCGUCUCGUCGGCUGGUGGUGACGGCACCGACGAUCAUGUCGAUAUGUUUGUAGACAUCAUCAGGGAGAUUGCAGACGAAGAGGAGAACAGGCAUUGGAAAGUCAAGACAAUCGCCAUAUACUGUCAGCUUGAUAAGGCAUUGGUACUCAGCAGACUGGAGAGCGGCAAAAUCAGGGGCUGUGGCCGCUCAGUCCCAGACCUGACCCCUGAGGUUCUCGAGCAUACACCAAGAAUAGUCCCACAGAUAGGGCCCGAGCCGUUCAUGGACGCCAUGUGCGCGAACCCGGACUUCAACGUGCUCGUCAGCGGCAGGGCAUACGACCCUGCACCCUACAUCGCGUUCGCGGCGUAUCACGCACUGGAACAGAAGGGCGAGCUUACCGACCUGGGCGCCGACCAGUUGGGCUCUCUUGUACACAUGGGGAAGAUCCUCGAAUGUGGCGGCCUGUGUGCGACACCAAAAGGCAUGGGUGCAUACGGAAUCAUCAAUCAAGACUUCACAGUUGACAUUAGGCCGCUGACGCCCGGGGCAGUUUGCACCUCUUUGAGUGUGGCUGCGCACACUUUGUAUGAGAAGACCAGGCCCGAUUUACUGCCUGGGCCCGGCGGUGACCUUGAUUUGGCGAUGGCUACAUUCACAGAACUGAGUGACGGAGUUGGCACGAGAGUCUACGGUGCCAAGUUCUCGUUGUCCCGAGAAGAUUUGGCCACGCCCUACACGGUCAAGCUCGAAGGCGCCAGGUCGACUGGUUUCCGUACGCUCAUGAUGGGCCACUUUAGCGACCCUAUCCUCAUCCCACAAAUCCACGCGUAUCUCGAGGCAGGCAAGGCUCUUGCUGGUCAGCAACACCAACAUGUCACUGAAAAGUGGGAUAUAUGGAUUCACAUGUACGGCUUUCACGAAUCGCGUCCGGACGUGGUACCAGACAAGGUCUUCGUGGUCAGUGAAACCUUGGCUGAGUCACAGGCCGUAGCCACAAGCAUAGCCUCUUCUUUAAGGGUCUACUUUGCGCAUGGGUCAUAUCCCGGCCAGAAAGCCACAUCAGGGACCUUUGGCAUGGGCAUCGGUGGCAGGUUCGAGAUUGAGGUCGGAGAGUGCACCGAGUUCUCCGUCUACCACCUCCUUGAGCUCGAGAAAGGCGAAGAGCGUGCAAGUGGAGAGAAUGAAACGGAUUCCAACUCACUGUUCCGGUGGAAGCAUUUUGACAUUGGCCACGGAAUGAUGCAAGACUUUAAGUCUCCAAGUUCCCCGCGAGCCCCUAUUCCCACUGGACUACCGCCCGCGCAAAUCAAGACCACGGCCAAAUUUGCAACCACAGGCUCGGCGAUUCCAAGUUCGCCUCGAACUCUACUCGACAUCGCCAAGGUUAUUCGGUCCAAGAAUGCGGGUCCAUUCGAGGUGACACUGGAUGUCAUGUUUGACAAUCGUGCCGUGUACGACCUUGUCAAGAAAUCCGACAUCUUGAACACGCAAACAGUAGCUAAUCUCUACGGUAUCGCAGCUGAUGAUAUAUCGUGGGCCGGGUUCUUUGAUGUCGCAAUGGCAUUCAAGGCGACUUUACCGCGACUGCGAAAUGGGAAGCCAGCGGCCUCUGGAGGAUUCAUGGAAGAUGAUGUUCAUGGGAGUCAGAAGUACAUCAAGCUCAUUGGAAUUCCGCUCCCGGCUGAGCUCAUUGAGGACUUGGAGGCUCUGAAAAGAGCCGAGCACGCUUGCGCGUGA
Purpureocillium takamizusanense is the source of this 1935-nucleotide messenger RNA. RefSeq lists its product as uncharacterized. NCBI's taxonomy places the organism in Eukaryota, Fungi, Ascomycota, Sordariomycetes, Hypocreales, Ophiocordycipitaceae. Bases 1 to 1935 code for a protein of 644 amino acids. The record is from RefSeq and is a predicted model, not a curated record. The transcript has 2 exons.